Truncatella angustata is the source of this 1590-nucleotide messenger RNA. RefSeq lists its product as uncharacterized. The transcript has a single exon. The record is from RefSeq and is a predicted model, not a curated record. Bases 1 to 1590 code for a protein of 529 amino acids. Lineage: Eukaryota; Fungi; Ascomycota; Sordariomycetes; Amphisphaeriales; Sporocadaceae.
AUGUCGAGACUACCCGAUUCGUUUUUGCCAUCAGGCGCGCUGCAGGACCCGAACGAGCAUGCACUAUCCUUGGCUGGGCUUGUGAACGGCCACCCAGGCUCGGUUAUAUCGCCUUUGAGCCUCCCGAAAAACGCGAAUCAACAUCUCUCGUACUUUGACGACCGGAGGUCACACAUUAUCGGACAUCCAUUCGCUAGCCCAGCGCAAGCUCAACAACAGCGACGAUACCUGUCACCACAACGAGGUGAAACAGCCGCCCGUGAUCCACGAUCUGCCAGUCUACCGCCUGCUAGCUAUAGUCAACAGCAACAAGUUCGGUCUGGCAGGCCUGGUUUCAUUUCCCCAUCGCUAUCACCUCUGAAUGAAAACCCCGAACAAGCAAGUCUUCAUCUACAACGGGUACUCACCCAGAACCGGAGGUUGCUGGAGAACUGGGAAGCCGAGCGUGCCCAUCUCGAAGCGAACCGAUCCCGUGCUGAAGAAAUCUACAAAGAAGAGCGUGCCAUCAUGGAUGAGGAUCGAAUGAUGUGGGCUGAAAAGGAGGCACAAUAUUUGGCCAGGAUCGCAGAAUUGGAACGCGAAAAUGCUACUCUGCGCGCAUCUGGCAGCUCUCGUGACUCUCCAGUCGCUGCAGUGGCAGGCAGUUCUGGGCCUUCAGGAAGAUCCGCUGUGCAGUUUCGUGCUAUUAUGGACAGCGCCUCCCCGAUUGCCACACCAAUCCUAGGACUAGGCCACACGAUGCCCGUGUCUCACCCCUUUGAGCCACUCGACCCUCGAAUGCAGAGCGCCUCUCCACAAGCAAACACUCCAAACGAUGGGCCCGAGACCCAGGAGAACAUUCCCUCCAUCGACGUACAGGAAGUGCAUCCUGAUCUCGAGGGCAUUCCCUUGAAGCCCACAGCCAUCAAGAAGACAACAUUCACAGACGAAAAGCCCCCCUCACCGCCUUUGUCAGGUUCAAACGUUACUGGCCCGAACUCGAAUUUGGGCUCGCCCAACAGCCGCUCAUCAAAAGCUACUCCUGCUGAAGUCACCAAAGAGACGUUACAGGCGCCGGAAGGGUCACGCCUUACUAUGCACGCUGGGCACACACCAAACCACUCGCUGUCUGCCAUUCCCACUGCCCAUUCUACAAACGCAACAAACACGGCCGGAAGCUCUGGUGCCUCGACUCCGACCCGCGGCCGAGGCCAAAGUCCACCCAAAGGUCAGGCUUUGGCAGAAGUAGAAUCCACAUACGCCGAUGGGCAAUACGAUUUCGACGCCGUGCAGACCGAGGCUGUAUUAGAGCCCAGCGAGAAUGACCCCGAGCUCAAGGGUCCGCUGUCAUUAAGGAAUCAGCAAGCUUUUGAUGAGAUUUUUCUCGCCAAGGUGGCUGCUGGCUUAGAAGAGUCAAUACGGAGCGAUGAUGCUACUCCGACAGUGCUUAAGCAUGGCGUCGAUGAGCCAGAAGUUCCAUCGCAACAGCCGGCGACGAUUACCAAGCCUGAUGAGGCGAGCCAGACAGAGGAGCUUGAAGAGGUUCCCCUCAAGUUCAAGACAGGCAAUACGAAUUUUGGCGCGCCGCUUGGGACGCUGCAUGGCUUCUAG